CGAAGAGGAGGAGGAGAAGAAGGAAGGGGAGAAAGAGAAGUAGGAGGGGGAGAGGGGGAGGAGGAGGCGGAGGAGGAGAAGGAGGAGGAAGAGUAAAAGGAAAAGAAGGGGAAUGCUAGGGUCGGCACUCUGACGCAGAACGAGCUGGCACCGAGAUGGUGGGGAGAACACAUAAACCGAGUAUAAACCAGGCAUAAACUUCCCCCGGCGGGUGGACCUGUUCCCCCCUCCCGAAAAAUCCUCCUCACUACCACGGCCGAAGCGCACGCCACACGCAUUCCCAUACACAGGACACACGCGUGCCGCGUCAGCCUUCUCGGUUCUCGCAUCAAACUCGAAGCCAGACGACAUUGGGGCCAAGACGGCAGUCGCGAGUCACGCGCAGCGUGCAGUCAGUUUGCAGAGUGACACCGUAGCGAGCGGACGUGUGCGUUUCUCUACGCGAAACUCGUUCUAUCCAAUUGUACGAUCAGACAACGAUCAUACAGACCGUACACCCAGCUCUCCGUCACCUGCUCGCCACCAGAGUUCAAGUUCAUCGGUCUCCGGAAGGAAGACCGCGUUCGGGUGGUUUCGCGAAUUUUAUUCGUAAUCGUAAUACGUACACAGUGCUCUGUUCGUUUCUUCGUGUGACUUUUAUUUCUUUCACGGCGGAUCCGUACUCGGAAACCGGAUAGGUGUUCCGAUUGUUACUUUGGCAGUUUGACUUGUUUUUUUUUUUUUGUACUGCCUCUUUUGGUGCGACGUACAUAUACCUCCGUUGGUGAAAUCUCACUGGAUUUACCCGUCGAAGAGGGAGAGCGGUUACGAUCGCGUCACGCGAUAAUACGAGCGUUAUUAUGACGGUGACUCUCGUUACGUUGGUUCGACGAACGGGAUACUUUGCGCUCAGCCAGUGAACUGCUUGCGUGUCACGCGGAAAACUGUAUUCGACCGCCUGCUUUCGAGCGAUUCAAGACGAGCCAAAGUGGAUCGCUGUUCCGUUGUUCGACGCUGCUCGACUGAAUCUUUCAAAAUUGAUGUACUAAGAAGACAAAUUAUGGUGGCAGAAUUUGUCGCCCGUCAGAGUGGAUCACCCAUCAAUGGUGAGACCGCGUGUCUGAACAGCAACAUGCCAGCCAGCCAUAGUAUGGCGCACGCAGGUCAUGGUGGCCACGGUGCACACGAUGCCCAUGGACCGUUGCCUCCGCUAACGCACCCGGCUCAUCACGCUGGUCCUCCAUCCAUGCAACAACAGCAGCAUCAGCAUCAGCCGCAGCAACCGCCGCCGCCGCCGCAGCAGCAGCAGCAGCAGCAGCAGCAACAGCCACCGCAGCACCACCAUCAUCAUCAUCAGCAACAGCAGCAACAGCAGCAGCAGGCUCAGCAGCAGCAGCAGCAGCAACAUCACCUCCACGAUGCCCAACAGGUGACACAUCCUGAAAAUUUCCCCCCGAACUUCGACAUCAGAAAAGAGCUAUUUUCUCAGCGCAAGCAACGAGAGUUCAUCCCGGACAACAAGAAGGAUGACAGCUACUGGGACCGCAGGAGACGCAACAACGAGGCUGCCAAGCGGUCUCGCGAGAAGAGGCGCUUCAACGACAUGGUGCUCGAGCAGCGUGUCAUGGAGCUCAGCAAGGAGAACCACAUCUUGAAGGCGCAACUCGAGGCGAUAAGAGACAAAUUUGGUAUAUGCGGCGAGUCCGUGAUUAGUACGGAACACGUAAUCGCGACUCUUCCAACCGAACCUCCCAUCACCGUCAAAAGGGCGAAACUUCCGGCCUCGGCGGCCCUCCUUUACGCCAGGACACCCAGUCCAGUGCACACGUCGGUGAUUCAUCAGCCGGUGAGCGGAGCUCGAUCGCCCAGAUCACCGGCUCAGUUGUACGUGCCCGAAACGACGGCAUACCCCGAGACGGAAAGUUUCCAGUAUCCUUAUCCUCAUCCAGCGAUGCACCUAGAUACGACAAGCGCGUUGAAUCUGUCCCGUGGACGACGCGCUCAAUCGCCGUUCGAGUUGUCAUCCGGAAGCGGUGACGAAGGUCCGCAGUUGGUGGUCAACUCCCAAAAUCCGGCAGCUAACAAUAGUUUGCCUCACAAGCUGAGGCACAAGUCGCGCAUCGGCGACAAAGAUGCGGCCAGCGCGCUAUUGGCGCUUCAAGGUAUCAAGCAGGAACCUGGUCCAAGGGCAUCGCCUCCGUGGGACAACGAAGGGUCCAGCGACGAACGCGAUUCCGGGAUUUCGUUGGGUGCCGAAUGGACUGGCCCCACCGUGUCCGCCGUUCCUGAAAGCGAGAGGGAGGUGAAAUCGAGGCUGGAUCGUCUUGCUUCCGAAGUCGCUUCUCUUCAGUCGAUAUUUCGCCUUGGGAAGUCGGCGGACAGUUUGGUUACUGGACAUCCGCUACCCGCAAACGCUACCAUCAAUGGCCCGUGAGAGGACGACCAACGGUGAUGCUCCUUUCUUCGUGGUUUUCCAGCGAAAUCGGCCAACGACUCUUUCCCUUUUCGUCCCGUGCGCCGCUUUCUUUGCGAUCCGCGAACAGAUCCAAAGAUCCUUCGGCUACGUUCCAAGCGAACCUUCCAAGUGUGAUGGUAGUUGGUAGUUGGUAGUAGGAAGCGAAGUGCGUUGGUAGUAGUCUCGUGAUUUCUUGCAUAAUUUCGUCUUUCACGUAAAUCCUCGAAUCGGAGGAACCGGAUAUACAUACAUAUAUAGAUACGUACAUACGAUAUGUACAGUUUCUAAAUAAACUACUACCGACGUUGCAGUAUUGGAUCCGCAUGCGCUUUGGUAUCGGCCAAUGUCGUCGCGUCUCACGAAUCGUCUAUGCGAUUCAUUAUCGCCCGGAUAAGUUAGAUCAGUCAGAUAAGUUAGGAUAGGUAUUAGCUACCUAUACGUUGGUAAGGUGUCUACUAGACUUAUGUUCGAUCGGGUAACUCGAACCCACGAUGACCACCACCGCGAAACCGAAGCCACUCUCUCCGACGGAACUGUCGAAAGCCGAGAUUACGUCCAAUCGUCAUCGGCCUGGCGUUCCACGUCUUUCUUUGCACAGUAGACGCGCUUACAUAUAAAAAUAUAAAAAAUACCUUUGAUCAAAUUUUAAGCCAGUUCUCGUAUUUUACACAUCCAUCGACUCAACGGUAAUCUAUGCACGCCGUCUUUGAAUUUCAGAAAAAUUCUCUCGUUCGAUCGAUUCGAAUUAACUUAUCGAUCAGCAUUUCGCGUAACAUAUUACGUUCGCUAUUAUAGAUUCAGAAUAUUGACGUAAACGGCUAAAGACACAUUCGUCGAAGAGUAAAAAAGUUAGUUACUCGAUUCGAUCGGUCGAAUCGACCAACGAUUACGUGCUUGGAUGCCUUACGCCAAAAUAUGGGUUUACCCUACACUGUCCAAGCUGUCGUAAUGAUGAUUUAGAUGAUAAGAUGCGAAAUCUAGGGUAUAACUAACUUAACGAUGUAAGACUUUUUUUAGGGUACUCGGUUGACAUUGUCACCGUUAUCCUCACUAGCGAGUUCGUUUGUUGAUUCGGGCAGCCGUGUAGCAACGUCGACUAAUCGAAUAAUCGAGCUUUAUUUGGUAAAUCGUACACUGGACCCGGACAACGGUAAUUCAAAUUAAUUUUCGACUCGAUGCAUUCGAUUCGUAUUAUUCGGAACGCGGCGAGGACGUUAAUCCGAAGAUCUUUGGACGAUUUAUCGCUAUUUAUUCUCCGUCGAAAUUUAACAAAAGAAUAAAAGACUUGGAACAUCUUCGGAUUCGCGGACCUCCAACUUUCCCCCGGUACACGAAUCUACUUCCCGGUUGACAACUUAUCGCGCAACCGGCUAAUUUUCACUACCGUCGAUUCAUUCUUAACGAUUUAAUCUCCACAUCGCGUGCGCGAAUCUUUAUCGAGCAAAGCAAUAACUUGUUAACUUGUUUUUAUCGUACGAAUCUUUUCUCUUUCUCUCUCCUGAUUGCUCUUUCAAGAACAUCGAUGGGCUAUCCCCACCGUUCUAUCUUUCGUCUCGAGAACGGCCCGGCCAAUCGUCUUCGAUUCGACUAUAGUAUUCGCACGUGUGACAUCAAUUUCGAUUUAUCUACGAGUCUAAUCGUCCAAGUCUUGCUAGAACGUUUCUCGGUGUCGUUCUCUCGAUACCGAACACGCGCGGCGAUCUGUAAAUAACGUACCCCUACCAUCGAAUCGAACUUGGUCUCUCCCAAUCGUUAUCUCGUUUCAUCUUUCGUUUCUUUUUCUACUUUUAUUGUUAGCGAUCGAUACGAACGCAUCUGUACAUAUGUAUGUAUAAACGAGAGAAUACCGUGUACAAUUCGUGUUUAUGCUUACCGGUGCUUCGUGAUAUUUGGCACUCGGAGCCGCGAAGGAUCAUCGACGCGUGUCGACAUCCCUUUCUUUCUUCGCGGAUAUGACAAAAGUGGACAAAGCGAGAUUUGUCGGAUAUCAGAAUCUAUGCGUAAUAUUCGAGCGAUUAUCGAGCGAGCCUAUAAGUGUAUGUAAUUAUAUACAUAGUGCACAUAUACAAGAAUUAUACAUACAUAUAUGUAUAUAUAUUUUUUCAAAUUGAUGUAUUUUUCGAUAUUGUGCGAGAGAGUAAGACGAGAACGGUCUCCGCGUGAUGUAAUGCUUUUGUGUCAUACGUCAUACGUAGGAGGAAGGACGUGCGUGCGUCGCAUGAAAGAACGAAUUCUUUUUAAAUGGAAAAAGUGAACCGAUUAUCACGACAAUCGAAGCAAGUUCGUAUCGAAAUUUUCCCAACAUCUCUGAGCAAAUCCGAUCGAUAGAUCUACGGCGUUGAAACAACAGCGUUUGUUACAAUUGUUCUGAAAAACACAUCGCAAGACUGUUUUAUCGUAAUCGACGUUCAUUCGCGGAAGGAUCUCGUUUCUUUUUAUCGUCCCCUCCUCCACUCAUUCGUACUUUUUACGUUAUUUUCAUUGCGUGAAUUUUUUUAUAUUUUAUACGGCAUGUUUAUACCUAUUAUUAAUAUUAUUCGUAAAGAACGUUUUAUCCGUUGGCGAACGUCAGCCAACGGCAACACUCGACGAACGCUUAUCGUCGCCGCUCAAACAUUUCACAGUUUGCUCAGAAUGAACGAAAACCAUUAGGAAAAGUCACGCAACGAGUAGCAACGACGAAGACGCAUACCAUUGAAAAUUGAAUCGUACUCGAUUCUUUAUCGAAAACCAUCAAUUGUCGGACAAACGUGCCCGUUAAGUAAUACCUCGAUUCCAACAUAUUCUGCCUUCUCUUGUACGAUUGCGUCACGCGGCGAUAAAUUUGAUGAAAAAUGGAACCUUUCGAAAAAUCGAACGAUUUAUUUAGCAUCGUUCCGUAGUUGAUUUACCGUAACAUACCACGAGUGCCUAUAAUAACGAAACUGAACGCGUAUCCUGCAACAAAGCUACAGUUUCACGAGCAGCCCGAUAUUCGAAGCACGUUUCAUCGCGAGAGGACGGUUUCGAAGGAACGGAGCUAUGUUAUUUGUAAAUAGAAAUUCGUUCGUGAUCGCAGAGCGGCAAUCGUCGCAGGUUUCACUCGUAAAAGAUUCCAAAUGUCCAACUCCAUUUUGCCUUCGAAUCAGCUUAACCAUGAGAAACCGUUAGCCUCGACCACGGCGACCAUGAAUUUGUACAUAACUAUUGCACUUUUGCCAAAAAGCACGCUAUUCGUGCCGAUGAACGUGGCCAAGAUGUCGAAGGCGUGUGUGAGCAUCGGCCGGAGAAGGAACUUUUAAUUCUCUUCGUUUAACCAUUCUCGUGUCUUCUCUCUUUCCGUACCCUGAAAUAGCUUCUUCGAGGACAUUUCGCAUACAGUUCCUAAUACAGUUAUAAUGGUACAGCGACUUAGACGGUCGUCCGUUGUCCACGAUAAACAUGAUUCCAAUACGAGUUUCUCACCCUCCUCUCUCCGGCUGUACGGAGAUAUAAGUAUUUAAAUCUAAGGGACAUAUCCACAGCGUGUAGUGUACUUGUAUAUGAAUACCGAAAUAAAUAUUUUCAAUGUUUUUGACAAUACUCGA
This is a messenger RNA of Hylaeus anthracinus, 6000 nucleotides long. Its product is annotated as alpha-protein kinase 1-like. The coding region runs from base 1040 to 2413 and encodes 457 amino acids. Gene Ontology annotation, biological process: circadian rhythm; regulation of DNA-templated transcription. The record is from RefSeq and is a predicted model, not a curated record. Gene Ontology annotation, molecular function: DNA binding; DNA-binding transcription factor activity. The transcript has 2 exons. Lineage: Eukaryota; Metazoa; Arthropoda; Insecta; Hymenoptera; Colletidae. Gene Ontology annotation, cellular component: nucleus.